Molecule: messenger RNA, 6818 nt
Organism: Oncorhynchus mykiss (rainbow trout)
Lineage: Eukaryota; Metazoa; Chordata; Actinopteri; Salmoniformes; Salmonidae
Source: RefSeq, a predicted model, not a curated record
AAGAAAAGAGCGAGAGAGAGGAAGAGAGAGAGAAAGAGAAAAGGCGACUAGGAACCGAAGAAGCACUCCCACCGUGGGUGCCUGCCACCAUGGGAGCCUUGCAUCACUUGCCCGAGCCGUUGCUUCGUCCAUGGGCCAUGUCGUGAUCCGUGGGCACCGCCAGCGGGAUUUCUGUCAGUGAUCCUAGCCGCCAAAGAGAGGGGGAGAAGAUGUCCGCCUCGGUGGGCCCUCCGGGCGGCGCGCGUCCACCCGUCGUGCCGGCGUCCAUGCCCGAACCGGACCUGAGCCAUCUGACAGAGGAGGAGAGGAAGAUCAUAAUGGCCGUGCUAGCUCGACAGAAGGAGGAGGAGGAGAAGGAAGAGGCCAUGUUAAAGGAGGAGAAGCCCAUCCAAGCAAGAACUGUGAACCUGGUUGGGCAGAAGAAGCCUCCUCAGCAAAACGAUGUCCGAGGUAUCCAGCAGCAGAUGUGGAGCUACAGGGAGACGGUGCGGCGGGUGGGGGAGGAGACGCGCCGGCAGACCACCACGGGCCAGCACCGGGACGACGCUCCCACCUGUGGCAUCUGCCACAAGACCAAGUUUGCUGACGGCUGUGGCAGCCUCUGCUCUUACUGCCAGACCAAGUUCUGUGCCCGCUGCGGAGGGAGGGUGUCCUUGCGCACCAACAGUGAGGACAAAGUGGUGAUGUGGGUGUGUAAUAACUGCCGUAAGCAGCAGGAGAUCCUCACUAAGCCAGGGGAGUGGUUCUCAGGUCCAGGGAAGCCAGGUCUAGGCUCAGGCAUCAGUGACCCGGCCAUGUGUGGCCUGAACCCCGGUGACAAGAAGCUCCGUUCCCACUUCCAAGUCCCCCUGGGGCCCCUCGACCCCAAUCACCCCGGUGACCCAGGACUGGCACCCGGAAUGGACCCCCGCUCACGUAGCGAGCCGCCGAGAAAGCCGGGCGAUCAGAACAUUAAAGGUCGAGGUGAGCGUCGGCCGGGUCACCCCAGACUCCAUACCCAGGUGUCAGUGGACCGGGACCAGUGGGAGCGGGAGCGGAGGGAGGGCCGGCGGCUGAGUAAGGGCCGCUCUCUGGAACAUGACCCUGUGGGAGUGGGGGUCCCCCGAUGGACAGAGAAGGGCUACCACAUAGACCCCAACGCCCCCCGACAUUUAGCCCAGCCCCAGCCAGGGGAGCCACUGGGGGGCAGGCACCCUCUACAGCCCCAGGGGCGAGGCAGGGGGGUUGGGAUGGGGAUUGGGUUUGAGAGUGUUGGGGGCAUUGGGGGCCAGCCCGAGGCUAUGCUGGGCCAGAGGACGGUGGUCGGGGGCACUAGGGGGCCACAGGGCCUCGGCCCUCCACAGCUCCAGCCCCCAGAACUCAGGGAGCCCCCUGGGACAGCCCCAGGCCCCGGUCAGGAUCCCCUCCUGCGCCGGUCCAAACGGGACAAGGCUGAGAGCAUGCUGCGCAAUGAUUCGCUCAGCUCGGACCAAUCAGAGUCUCUGCGGCCGCCCCCGCCACGGCCGUACAAGUCAAAACGUGGCGGUGCCACGAAGAGACAGACAUCUGUCAGCAGCUCAGAGGAAGAGGGAGGGACCACGCCGGAGUAUAGCAGCUGUGAGGACGCCGAGAUUGAGAGUGUCAGCGAGAGAGGUGGGAGAGGUAAGAGGAGAGGGGACUGGGAGUGCUACCCGCUGGACCCCACUGUGUGGCAUCAUCCGGUGACAUGGCAGCCGUCCAAAGAGGGUGACCAUCUAAUUGGCCGAAUCACCCUGAGCAAGAGGAGUGCUAUGCCCAAAGAGGCCGGAGCACCGUUGGGGCUGAAGGUGGUUGGGGGAAGGGUCACAGAGGCGGGCAGACUGGGAGCCUUCAUCACUGUAGUCAAGAAGGGCAGUCUGGCCGACAUCGUGGGACACCUUCGAGCAGGGGAUGAGGUUCUGCAGUGGAACGGCAAGAUGUUGCCAGGAGCAACACAGAAAGAAGUUUAUAAUAUCAUUCUCAAUUCUCAAGCAGAACCUCAAGUGGAACUAGUGGUGUCCCGGCCCAUUGGUGAUAUCCCAAGAAUCCCAGACACGUCCCACCCUCCAUUAGAAUCUACAGGUUCCAGUUCAUUUGAGUCCCAGAAGAUGGAGCGGCCAUCUAUAUCGGUCAUGUCCCCCACCAGUCCCAGUACACUUAGAGACCACCCACAGCUAAUGCCUGGACAGCUUGCAGUACUGCCCGGACAACUUUUAGUCAAGCUGUGGUAUGAUAAGGUGGGACACCAGCUGAUUGUGAACGUGGUACAGGCUACAGAGCUGCCUCCCCGCCCGGAUGGGCGUCCCAGAAACCCCUACGUCAAAAUGUACUUCCUGCCAGACCGAAGCGAUAAGAGCAAGCGGAGGACUAAGACAGUGAAGAAGAGUGGAGAGCCAAAGUGGAACCAGACGUUUGUGUACUCCCACAUCCACCGCAGAGACUUUCGCCAACACAUGCUAGAGCUGACCAUGUGGGACCAGCCUCGCUUACCUGACGAGAAUAGCAUGUUCAUGGGAGAGAUCCUAAUAGAGCUGGAGACAGCCCCGUUGGAUGACAAGCCUCACUGGUACAAGCUGCAGACCCACGACGUGUCGUCUAUCCCCCUGCCCUGGCCAUCCCCUUACAUGCCCCGCAGAAACACAGACACACCCAGCAAGAAGCUGCAGCGUUCUCAGCGUGUUAAAGAGCCUGAGUACGAUGACACUGGACCUAUGUCUAAAGCUGCCGAGAGGGGUUCGCGGGAGAGGGGGAGGCAGCAGAAGGAUCCCCACGCCACCACUCUGGAGGUGCCGGAGCAGAAGAGGACACCCCAGCAUCGCUCUCGAUCUGUCUCUCCUCACAGAGAGGAACAGGGCAGGGGGCGAUCACGACCCGCCAAUGUACCCACCCAGAGGAGUUUGGAUGAUGAGAUCCACCAUAGUAGGAGGUCUCGUUCUCCCACCCGCUACUACGACUCUACCAGAGGACACUACCAGGAGCAGGACUAUGUAGAUGACAGUGAGGUCAUCCUGAUCCACCAGUCAAUGCGGGGCAAAAGUGCAGAAUGCCUACACACUGAAAGUGAUCUACAUACCUCUCUGGACAGGGUUAAGACUAGGAGUGCUAGCACCAACUGUCUGAACCCAGAAAGGAACCAUAGUGUUCCUUCACCAGAUCCCCAAAGCUGCUCCCAGUCUCUGCCCCGCAGACGCCCCGCCAGCCCCAGGAUUCUAAUCCAACACGCCUCCCCAGAAGACGACAGCAAAUGGAUGAUGGAACCUCUAGUACCUAGACAGGAGACAGUUAACCACCUCAGUGCAAAGAAGAGGCAAACUCGGAGCCUGGACUCAUCCACCUGUCACACUCUGGGCAAGAAGCUCCCUGACAACGACAGAAUAAAGCCCACCUCCAUCCUGAGGGGGUCCCGAGGACGGCCCCCUCCCCUGCGGCCUCUCGGUAAGGGGACCCUCCAGGAGUUGGCCCCGGGCUCACCCCAACCAUACAGGGGCCACCUCCAAGGUGGUGCGUCUCUGUCCUCCUCAGUGAUGUCCUCGUCAGCAGCUCGCAGGGUCAGACAACUCCCACAGGUCCCAGACAAGAGCAGCAGCCCCGUAGAGCAAGCCCUAGCAGCAGAGGAGCGUGUUCGUCAGCUCCAGAUGAAGGUGCAGCAGAGGGACUCCUAUAGGAGUUCUGCUGCUCCGUCCACUUCUAGCAGGGACGUGGAGAGGGUGCUCAAGAGCAAACGCGAGGUCAGUCACCUGUCACUUGAGCUGUAUAAGGACCAGAGGAGAACCAGCUGUGAGAACGUAUCCCGCAAGUCUUCAGACAGUGAUGUCAGCGACGUGUCAGCCAUCUCUCGCACCAGCAGUGCCUCCCGCAUCAGUAGUACCAGCUACAUAUCCAUCCAGUCAGAGAGACCCCGGGGACGCUUCAACAAGGCGAUGCGUGCGUCAGGCCGCAGCAUGUUGAAGAGCACCAGUGUGAGUGGUGAGAUCUAUGGCAUUGAGCACACGGACGGCAGCCAAUCAGAUACAGCAUUGGGCGGGGGCAAGAAGCGACGCUCCAGCCUCAGCCAACGGGUGGUGGCCAUUGUAGGCCUGCCCUCCAGACGCAGCUGCAGCACCUCACAGCUGACCUCCCAGAAAGCAGUGGUGGUGGAUACUAAGAAGAAGGGCAAAAAAAAGAACAAAAUUCAGAUCCAGCGGAGUACAGAGGUGGGCAUGGCUGUAGAGUACCCCCGCUCUGCCAUGAACCGCCAGGCCAGCAGAGACUCCACUGACGGGAGCAUGAACAGCUACAGCUCUGAGGGGAAUCUAAUCUUCUCGGGGAUGAGGCUGGGGGUUGACAGUCAGUUCAGUGACUUCCUGGAUGGCCUUGGCCCCGCCCAACUGGUGGGCCGGCAAACAUUAGCCACACCCGCAAUGGGAGAUGUUCAGAUCGGAAUGAUGGACAAAAAAGGCCAGCUAGAGGUGGAGGUGAUUAGAGCACGUGGCCUUACACCCAAACCAGGGUCCAAAUCACUCCCAGCACCCUAUGUCAAGGCCUACCUGCUGGAUAACGGAGCCUGUAAAGCCAAAAAGAAAACCAAGAUUGCACGUAAAACCCUGGAGCCACUCUACCAGCAGGCCCUGCUGUUUGAGGAAAGCCCACAGGGGAAAGUCCUCCAGGUAAUAGUCUGGGGCGACUACGGGCGACUGGAUCACAAAUGCUUCAUGGGAGUUGCACAGAUCCUAUUGGAGGAGCUGGACCUCUCCAGCACAGUGAUUGGCUGGUACAAAUUGUUUCCUCCUUCCUCAUUGGUGGACCCUACCUUAGCCUCGCUUACGCGGCGGGCAUCCCAGACAUCCCUGGACAGCUCAGGACCAGCUGGUAUGCGCUCUUAGUGACCACAACGCAACCACAACCCCAAAUGGACAACAACCAAUGGACCACAACUGACCAGAGUGCAUGACCACAUCCCUAGGGCCAAGAUAAACCUUAAGCAAAUCAAAGCCAGACAGAUAGAGAUAUACAGAGAAAGAGAGGGAGAGCGAGAACUAGCCAAUCAAAGUUUAGCUGAAGUCAGACAAUCAUUUCCCAUGCCUCCCUCCUUCUGUCUUCUCUCCUUUCUCUGGGCUGCUAGGCCUUGCUCCUGAGUCUCACCUCUUCUAUUUCUCAUCCCUCCUUUUUAUGUAUCCAUCCUCCUCCUCUCUGACAUCUCCUGUUUUGUCCCCUCUUUCUCCAUUCCUCCUCUCCCUCCGUUGAGUGUGUUAUGGCUUGUGCUCCUGAGAUUGAAGGGACUCAUGCAGCCCACUCUGUUAGGGGGCACAAGGGAUGUCAGCUCAGGCUUGGUGUAGCCAAUCAGUGAAUAGGUUAUUGUGAGGCCAUAAAGAGUGUGCAGGAGACAAAGGGAAAAUGUUGAAGAUACCCUGCCGACAGCUGCCCAUCAAAAUGCGUUUCAGCAUUGAGGUCGUCAUGGCAUUGCUAUAUCUGUGAGGAUUGGCGUGAUUGCGCAACCUGUUAGGGGAGGGAGACUGCACAGGUGAAGACAAUACUUGUUCUAAGAUCAAAGCAAGCACAAAAGCUUGAUUCUUUUUCAGACAACAAAUGGUUGCGAAAGAGAAAAAAAAGGGCCAAAUUAUGGUUAGAUCUAUUUUAUUCCAUAUUCUAUUUGCCUAGAGUUGAGAAUGUGGUGCAGACUCCCUGUGUGCAUAUUUGGUUUCGAGUGACGGUGGUCUGCAGACCAGCAGAGGUCUCGUCACCCCCGGCGAGUGUGGCGGGCGCAGCAUGACUCGGGACCCCGGCCCAAGCUGCAUGCACAUUUUUUUGUAAAACGAAAGCCAGACGAAUAACUUAAAAAGAGACUAGACUAAAUGUGUGUUAGUUCCACAUACUUUAGGCCAGCUUGUAUGUUGCAUGUACUUGUACAGUUUGCUCGUACUGAAUAUGAAUACAAACAGAAAAGCCAUCCGCCAUCCAAGGGCGGACACCGGGGGAAUAAGCUCCGCCCAGGCCACACCUCCCACUCUGCGUAUGAAUAUCCAUAUUAGGAAGUCUCCAAAAUACUUUUUUAUUUUCUUGUGUUCCUUUUGAACCCUUUGGAGAACAGUGCUGUAUCGUAGUACUGAGCGAACUGACUAUCUGAGGAGCUAAGUGUUUUAACUAUAGUCUUUGGCAGUGGGGCUAGGUAGAGAAUGUGUGUAUAAAAACAGAGAUUAAUGUAUAUGAAGUAUAAUUAUGACAUAAAUGAUAAAAGAUAUAGAUAUAUAUGAUUAUCAAAUGAGUGUAUCUGACUAUACAACUAUCACCUAUAAACACACACACACACGUUGUAAAUAUGAGUCAGGGGGACGAUAUUUACACACACAAAACGAUCCAAACAUUCCUAGUCCUAUGGAAACAGAUCUGAGCCCCUUGCCCUGUGCUUUGAGAGCCGCUGAGCGGUGCCCAACCACAAGGGGGAGCCAGCAGACCUUUCAGUUUCUCCUCAUAGCAGCCAAAACCAACAUGACUAUUUGCAACACAUGCCACCUUGUUUCUUUAACCGCAAAACUUUAAUCCCCGUAUUUUAUCAUGGUUUGGACUGAAUUUAAAAACCCACAAAGGUUUUGUUAGCUGACGUUUUAGUUGAACCUCUUGCGGUGCGGCCCACUGCCCUUUCCUUUGUCGGUAUUACUCCACGAUACUGAUUGUUUACAGUCCAUGAGUUUCCACUCAAAACACCAUAUCUAGGAAAGAAGUAUUCACUUCAACAUUUCUUGUUUGUAUAACAGAUGUGGCUCUACUGAUGUGUAUGUUUUAUAUUCAAGAGUUCAUUUUUAUUAUUUACAAAUAAAAGACUGUGGAAGAAAAUGGUGGGCAAA